Molecule: messenger RNA, 489 nt
Organism: Trametes versicolor FP-101664 SS1
Lineage: Eukaryota; Fungi; Basidiomycota; Agaricomycetes; Polyporales; Polyporaceae
Exons: 3
Coding region: 1-489 (162 amino acids)
Cellular component (GO): membrane
Source: RefSeq, a predicted model, not a curated record
AUGAAGUUCCUUUCCCUGAUAUGGUUCUUUUGGAUCGUAAUCCUCCAGGUCGUGCAUGCCCAGGUCUCCAGGAAUGGCACUGACCUGGUGUGUACACCCUUCGGGACGUGCGAGCCAUGUCCAGAUGAUGCUCUUCACGAACCGUUCUGCCAACCCUUCGGGAACCGACGUCUCAUGCACUGUAUUCCCACUUCUCCCACUUCCGCUACUGGCGGAAAGCAAGCCCCCGAUGACGCGUCAAAUACUUCGACCGGCCAUAAGGCCUCUCAAGGAGAGACGCCUGGCUGGGAAUCGUGCGGACGCAUCGUCGAGAAGGAACGCGCAGACUUCUACGAGUUUAUCGCGUGCAACCUCUUCAUCGGUAUCGUUGCUCUCACCCUCGUCUUGGCACGGUCCAAACGCCUUCAAGCACUUCAAGCACGGCAGCUUGCUGCUCGUAUUGGUUUAGUUCGAAGUAGUCCAAAUCCGGGAGGCUGGUCUAGUGGGUGA